CCCUCUCCGUCGUCCGCGCUGCCAUCUUGGAGCUCCGACGGCCUCUGGGCGCCGCCAUCUUGUCUUUCUCUCGGCGUGGAGGGCGCCAUCUUGUGCCCGCCAGAUGAAUGAACCUUGCCGCGAGGGAGGGGAGUCUAUCCGGUUCGCUCGGCUGCUCAGUCUCUCGGCGUGGCCAGCCAUGGAGAGCCGCGCCGCUCGUCUCUCCCUCCUCCUCCUCUGCUUGGGGGGCGCCCUGGCUGCCCCGGAGCUGGUCAACGAAGAAGUGAAGAGGACUGUGGACCUCGGCACUCACCUGGCCAAAGUGACGACCGAGCUGAGCCUGGCCAACCCCGCGGGGGGCUCCGGGUCGGCCGCCUCCUUCCUGCUGGCUCUGGACCCUGGCCUGGAGAGCCACCUGGCCUACCUGGGGGUGCAGGUGAGCGAGCUACUGGCGGGACGCGCAGCCUCCGCGGCCUUCCGCUUCCGAAGCCCUUCCUGCUGCCGCCGCGCCUCAUGUCUCGGAGCCCCGUGAGCCUCGCUCGCCCUCUCCCUCCGGCCUCUCGCAGAGACGGCGCCCUCGGCCAGCCCUGGCGCCUCCCCGCUCGCGCUUCUCCUUUUCUUUCUGCGCGCGGGGCAAGUGUUUCUAGGAGUUGUGCUUCUGCCUUUCUUUCGCCUUCCCUCGCCGCGCCCAGGCUUCGAAAAUCAUCUUCCCCCCUCCAACCCACUUUGCCUUCGCCUCUUGGUUUUUCCUGGGCGUCUGCCUCCAUUCCCUGCAGCUUUUCAUUCCCUAAUAAGUUCGCUUGUUGGCAUUUGAGCGGAUAUCAUUUCCAAAGCAUCCCCUCCCCUCGCCUCAACAACGCUAUGGCAUUGCAUUUCAGGGGUUUGUCUUUCUUAACUGUACUGACUGUGGUGUGUUUGGCUCCUUUCCCCGUAUAGUUAGCAGGGAUGGAGGCUAAACUGCAGAUUUGGGGUGGCUAUCUCCUUCUUCCCGUAGAGGAGGCCGUGCUGCAGAGAUAUAUGGGACACGAAGAAAACCCUAUCAAUUUUUUGUCCACCCGAAAUAAAAGUCUGGGAUCUUCUGGGCAGCACACAUAGUGGAUUGUGAUCUGGGAAUGCAGUGUUAGUAGAAUAUGUGAUCCACAUUGGCGUGGGGGUGGAAAUAGAGGUCUUUUCUAAAGUUACACGUAAGCUGCCCUUUGGGGGGUUGCCAGCUUUUUGACCCAGAUAAUGUCAUGGAAAGGGUUGUCACUUUGCAGCAGUGCUCACCACGUAUUUGUUUUAUUUCUCCUCUUCCUGACUGCUGACUCCCUUCAGAGCUGCCGCUGUAGUAAAUGGCCUGGCAUAUACUGACACGUAAGCGCAAGUGCUGCAAUUGGAGAGCAACCAGUGGCAACCUAGAGGGAAGGAGGCCUGGAUCUCAAGGCAUGUCUAUAAAACCGCAUAACGCAUGCGUUUGCAGGGCCUGUGGCUAGCUGAACAGCAGACUGCUGGCAUCAGAACAUUUUAAGUGGCUUAUUAUUAUUCAUUGCUGCCUGUGUUUCCUGCCUGCCUGCAAUAAUUGGAGGUGUUCGUAAAUGUGAGCUUAGGAGAAAGCCUUUCUAGAAGGUGUGUUUUAGCUGCUUCUAUCUGUGUGGCAACGUGUUAAUGAAAACGGUUAGUUGAAGCUCUGUCCUGAAACAUGAAUGGCUGCAGAUAUCAUAGUGGAGUGCGCUCUGUUACUAGAAAGUGAGCAGUCACAGCUAUUUGGGAAGGACUGUAGCUUGGUGGUAGAGCAUCUGAUUUGAAUAUAGAAAGUCCUAUGUUCAAUCCCUAGUAUUCCUAGAGAGGACCAGGAGAAAGCCCAGUCUGAAAUCCCGGAUAGUGGCUUCCAGUCAGUGAGCUGGAUGGACCAGUGGCCUGACUUGAUAAAAGGUAGCUUCCUAUGUUCCCAUUUGCUGCAGAGUAUUCAUUCCGCAAGGCAACUUGAUUUUAAGGAAUGUAAUAGCAGCUAGAAAGCUGAGCUAAGCUUAUUUUGUCUUUGGAAGAAAGGGUUGUAAGUAAGUACAAUAAAGUGAAGGCAGUAAGGGUAGUGGACUGAGUCUUUGGCACUGUAUCUGAUGGCCAAAAGUGAGCUCAUUGGAACUUAGGCCCUGCUCCCUAUGCAAUCACAGUUUCUAUAGGGGUCUUCCCCAACCUGGUGCCCUUCAGCUGGUUCCCAGUCAACCUGGGUGGUGGUGUCAAAAACAAUGGGAGGGCACCAGGUUAGGCAAAGCUACCCCCAAGUAUGAUUUCUCAUGUUAUUUACAGUCCCAUUCUAAAUAAUGGAACUUGCUUCCUUGUAACUAUAUGCAUAGGAUAACUGCCGUUGUCUUCUAUUUCAUCAUUUUGCAAAAUGGGAAUACUUGCUGCCUAUUGGAUAGUGGAUAAUGCUGAAUAUGGAUAGGCAUUUCACUCUCAUACAUGAAUUUCUUUAUAGUCCUUGGACAAUCAGAUACUGGUUGCAGUAUCUGGUAGUUUUGAUCCAUCUUAGAGUUACAGUGAGAGGCCUGUGAAGCCCUUUGUGGAUUAAAAAUGGAACUAAAUUAUUUUUGACCUGGGGGUAGGUGUACAUAUAUAUUUGGGUCUGAAAAUAUGAAUUAUCAGUAAAAUAAUUCUACAUCCUAGCCAUGCCUUUACUUUCUAGUGAACCCCUUCCCAAGGACCUGAAAGAAUCACAUGUAUCUUUUUUAAUUUUGGCCAGUUUACUCUCAAAUUAAGAAGAAAAGUGCUGUCAGGUGCAUCGUCUGUCCUUGUAACAUUGGGGAGGCUGUUGGAGAAAGUAAAAUCAGGACUGUUUUCAGCAAAUCAUGUCAUCCAACACUUGUCUGUCUAGUUGUGGCUAUUCAGUGAGUUCUCACAAAAGACUUCUGGUAGAAGAACAGUAAGUCUUUGAUCAGAACUUGCAUCCCAUAAAUCACUAUUGUAUGUCUCUUGUUCUGAAGCUAACACAGUAACAGGGUUCCAGAACUUGCCUACCUGCUUGCCAGCAGUGUGUGUACUCCCUGUCCAGUAAGCAGAAGAAAAAUGUGCUUUAUCUCUGUUGUUUUGGCUUCUGCAGAAAGCACCAGUAGUGCCUCACUGUUGCUUUAGAAUUACAGAAGCCAAAUUCAGAGGGAAAGGAUUUGCCUCUUCAAAAUCACCACAGAGAAAAGGGAGGAAUGCUUUCUCAUAGUUUGAAAUUUGCAGGAGACAGCAGCACAUUGUUGCUUGCUCCUUCUGCAGGAUCCCUUCAGAAAGGCAAACACCCCUCCAUUCUCCAGGUUCUUCAAAAUGCCGCAGGACUCCAGGAAGGAAGGGGUGAAUGACAGCUGCAGACAAUGGGCUUGGCUAGUAAUCCAAGCCAGCAUUUACGUGUUCUUGUAUAAGAGUCUCAAGGGUUUAACAGACCUCUGUGUAUGUUGCUUUUAGAUAAUGCUGCAGGGUUUGUGGAGUUAGCCAACAACUUGUUCAUGAUUGGAUGGCUAAUUAUUGGUGUGUGUGUGUGUCAAAUUGAAGUGUGUCUUUGCUGACUUGCAGACCCCUGGGAGUAGGAAUUAGCACUUGUGAUGAAUUCAGCUGUCUCAGAUGGAAACUGUUAAUGGUAACAAUGACCAAACUUGAAUUUAAUCUUUUGUUAUAGGUGAAAGGCGAGGAAGAAGAAGAGAGUACUCUUGAGUUGAAGGAGACAAAGGUAAAAGGUAAAAGGUGAGUUUUGCCAAGGGAAACUAUAUCAUAUCCAGGUUUGCCACAAAAUAUACACUGAAGAAUUUGCGCCCAGUCUGUAUGACGCAUAUACUUAGCACAUUCAGACUUUAUAUUUUUGUAAUUUCCAAAGUGUUUCUUAAAAAAUAAAUAUUGUACUAGGUCAGAGACGUUUGCUUGUAGCCCUGCAGAAUCAUAGAAAAUCUAAGACUUCAGAUACUAUUUUAAUAGUGGCUUUCUUUUUGAUUAUUGGAUUAAAAAAUUAAGAAAAACAAAUCUAAUCUGACAGUUCUGAUGACAUGCAGUUAUCACUUGAAAUUGGGAGGCAUAGUAAUUCACAGAGUUGCAUUAUAAUCUGCUUGCUUCUUAGAAGCCUAAACCUGUCUAUUGGAAACAAAAAUUAUCAUUAUCAUUAUUUACCUGCCCACAGAAUGGGUUACAUUACAACACCAUACGAGUAAAACAACUUACAAUUACAGAAAUAAGGUGGGUUCUAUCAAUGUACACCUCAAGUGUCAAAAGCCAGGGCAAAGAGGUGUGUCUUCAGCGUGCACCAUAAUGAAAGUGCCAGAUGCACCUCUGUGGGGAGGGAGUUCAGAACUUAGGGGCUGCCACAGAAAAUACCCUCUCCUAGGCCACCACCACGUAAGCUUUUGAAUGCAGAGGAACGACCAAGUGUGCCCGCUCUGGCAAUCCUAGCACCGAAGAGAGUGGGGUGGGAAAUAUAGUCUCCAUGUAUUGAAGAGCUGUUACAGAGUUGUGAAAAGAAUGCUGUUGAAAGAAAGAAAGGUUGUCUUUGAAUAUGUUGCAAAGGAAUGUGCUGGCCUUGAUAGAUGAGCUUUUUAGCCUUGUACUGUCUCUCCUGAUAAGACUUCAGUUGCUUAGUUACCUGAUAAGACCCAUGCUAUGUAUGGUACUUGGGUAUUGUGCAGGUAUUGUGCAUGUGUUAGGAGCUUAGAAACCUUAUAAAAAACUCAGGUAUUCCUAGGGAUGCUGGAAUUCACCCUGGUGACUUCCCCCAAAUGUUACAUUUGACCAAAUAAAGCUGCCUUAAACUUUCCUUGAUGUACUGCUUGAAGAAAUCCACAACAAGGGUCUGUAAGGAAGGAGGUGGUCUUUUAGGUAUUUGGGGCCUGAGUCGUUUAGGGCUUUGAACAUUAAUGUGAGUGGCUUGAACUGGGCCCAGAAAUGAACUGGCAACCAGUGCAGCUGUUUUAGCACAGGAGGUUAUGUGAGAUCUGAACUAAACUGCAACCAGUAAUCUAGCUGCUGCAUUUUGGACCAAUCAAAGUUUCCAAGUCAUCUUCAAGGGCAACCCUGUAUAGAGUGCAUUGCUGUAAUCCAGUCUGGAAGUUACCAGAUCAAGGAGUGGCCAAGUGAUCUGUAUCCGAAAUGGGCUGUAGCUGGUGAACCGGCUGGAACUGAAAAAAGGCAUUCCUAGCCACCUGAUCCUCCAGUGACGCUUUAAAUCCAGGAAAACACCUUCCCCAGCUACAAACCUGCUCCUUUCAUGGGAGUGCAAGGCAGACUGUCUCCCCACCUCCCAGGUGUGACAAUGGGGCACACAACACCUCUGUCUUUUCAGGAUUCAGCUUCAGUUUUAUUAGCUCGCAUCCAACCUAUCUGUUGUCAGUCGUUACUGACCAGUCUUUAAAAGCUAUUGCAAUAUAUCUUUUGACAUUUAAAUCAAACUGUUAGCUGUUAUAACAUUAGUCAAUUGAGAUCAGGGUUCUCUGAAAUAGCAAACGUUCCCAAGAGUCCAUGUUCUGAUUGCUGACAGCAGUGGGCCACAUUACUGCCAUUUUGAUUAAACCCAGGCUAGUAUAACUGAGCUAGGAAUACAAAGAUGGUUUUGGUAUCCACAGCAUUACAUUUAUUAUUACAUUUAUAUUUCUUCUUUUAUCCUCACAACAACCUUGUGAAAUAGAUUAGGUUGAGAAACUCUGACUAGUCCAAGAUCAUCCAGUGAGUGGGGAUUUGAACUUUAGUCUACACUCAAACCACUACGUGGCCCAAAACUGCAGCAGACAAAUGAAGGUGGAGAUGAUAUAUUCUUCAGUGAGAAUCUUUGUUGAGCUUCUUUCCAUGCUUAUGGGUGUCUGUAAAGCCAGCAGAGCCAGAUUGAUUUUUCUAUCUUUUUUUCUCCUUUACAGUGGCAAAUUCUUCACUGUAAAACUGCCAUCUCCUUUGGCUCCAGGUGGAAAGAUUCGCUUAUCUGUUGAAACGGUUUUUACACAUGUCCUGCAGCCAUACCCAACUCAUAUCACCCAAGCAGAGAAACAGUUUGUGGUUUUUGAGGGCAAUCAUUAUUUUUACUCUCCGUAUCCAACCAAGACCCAAACUACUCGGAUUAAGCUGGCCUCAAGGAACGUGGAAAGCUACACCAAACUAGGCAAUCCUAGUCGGUCAGAGGACAUGAUUGAAUAUGGACCCUUCAGGGAUGUUCCACCAUACAGUGAGGUAAACUCUUAAUCCCAGUUAACAUUCCUAGGGGAGAAGCUGUUUAAAAGGAAUUUGUCACUCAUGUAGAAUUAAAAUACAUGCAUGCCAUUCUGCUGUGUCAAAUGAUUAAUAUAAAUCCAAAAACCAGAAAUGUAAGGGGCUUAAAAGGAACUAAAGUAAACUAAAUCUGCCUUGUAUGUAACAACUCCACCUGUUCAUCCUGGGUGGACAAAGAAUACCACACAGGUGAGUACAUGAGGUUAUAUGCAGGCCAGUGAGUGGACUAGCGAAGAAGAGAGAGAUUGCUGUGUUCCUUUGCCUGCCAGCCUUUGGCACAAGACAGUUUUUUUGCAGGCCUGCCAAGAGGCAUCUUCUCCUCCCUGGGCAGCACAGAAACAUGCUAGUAUUUACAAGAUUCAGCCAAAGGGCACCAAGCCUUUAAUCUUUGAAAACAGACAAGGCACUUUUUGUGUGUGCGCUAUUACAGAUUUCUAAUGGGCUCAGAAAAAGUAAUGCAGCCACUGUCUAUGGACAUUGCUCACAUUAUUCCACAUGUGGUUUCUCAGCAUAGACACCUUCCGACUGGGAUAGCUCAGUCAGUAGAGCAUGAGACUCUUAAUCUCAGGGUCAUGGGUUCAAGCCCCACAAUGGGCAAAAUAUUCUGGCAUUGCAGAGGGUUGGAUGAGAUGACCCUCAUGGUCCCUUUCAUCACUACAGUUCCAUGAUUGUAAGUGGAUAUUGGGGGUAGGCAAGGAAAUACUGUUUCCUUAAUGCACUGUUUAUGAGCUUCUCAGAAGCUUACUUGUGUCGGAGGCUGAAUGCUGGCCAAGAUGGAUCCUUGCUAGAUCUAGCCAACAUUUCUUAAUGAGUAUUGUGCAAUAUUUCAAUCAAUACAUAGAUUGUGUAAUACCUCAACAAAAUUAUUGAGAGUCUGAUUUGCAAGUAGGUCUUCUUAAUAGGCGUUGCUGUAAAUGACGUGGCUUUUUCUACAACACACUCGAGCACAGAAAGUCUUCAGUUUCUACUUUUUCUCCUUAGGAUAACCUUAAGGUGCACUAUGAAAACAACAGUCCAUUCCUGACGAUCACUACCAUGACACGUGUUAUUGAAGUUUCUCACUGGGGCAAUAUUGCUGUAGAAGAGACGGUUGACUUGAAGCACACAGGAGCUGUGCUCAAAGGGCCUUUCUCCAGAUAUGACUAUCAAAGACAGCCAGACAGUGGAAUAUCCUCUGUGAAGUCUUUCAAGGUCUGCCCUUGCAUAUUUCUCUUUGUCUUAAAAGGAGCCGGGGGGGGGGUGUAUAAGUAAACAGUUCCUCUUCCCCUUGCCAGAAGGACCAGGCUUUGGGGGUAGGGAAGGGGACAGCAAGGAAGCAUUGCUACUGAUCUGCUUUUGAGGAGAUGGUGCCUUACUGGAAACUUUCUUUCUGUCCCUUUUUUAUGUUGCUUCUUGUUUCUGAUAUGGAAGUACAGGCUUAGGGCGCAAUCCUAGCCCUACUUGUCUGGGAACAAGCCCCAUUGAAAUCAGUAAGACUUAGGUCUGUUUAAAUAUGGUUAGGAUUGCAGCCUUAGGUCGCUUGCCUUCCCCACCAUUCUUCUGUUUUGGAACAAAGCUAAAGGAGGCAGUGGGUGAGAAGAUUCCCAUACUAACUUUUGGAAGAAUUGCUUAGACGGCAAUUUAAAACUAAAAGGUGUUAAAUAUUAAAAUAAUUACAGUGAUUGCCUUAGGAAACGCAGUAAUAAAAAAAAAGGUACAUACAGUGGUAUCUCGGGUUACAAACUUAAUCCGUUCUGGAGGUCUGUUCUUUGACCAAAGCAUUCUUAACCCAAGCUGUGUGCUUUCCCUAAUGAGGCCUCCCACCCCCAGUGUUCGUCUUCCAUUCAUCUUCCGGGGCAAAGUGUGCUAACUGGAAUACCUAUGUCCGGUUUUGCAGAGUCCGUUGUUCAAAGUGUUCGUUAACAGGACUGUUCGUUGACCAAGGUAGCAUUGUAUUGUACUCUUUAGAAAUGUAGGCACUACAUUUAGAACCUGAGGACUUUGAAGGAAAGAUCAGGCAAGCAUUGGUUGGCAAUACUUUAGGGCAGAGGGUUGGACUGUAUGACCAGAAUCUCUUCCAAUGUGAUUUUUAAAAUUCAGUCUGCUGUAUAUGAUUUGCUUAUACUGUGGUUGCAACUGCUGUGAGCAUGGAGAUAACUGUUUGCUUUUAGUGAAAAUGCACUCUUAAAAACAGUGACUAGCAAGUGCCCCAAUUAUCGGUACUGGUGAAUUUGACAUUAAGUGCUUAUCUUGCUUUGGCAGACUAUCCUUCCUGCUGCUGCUCAAGAUGUGUAUUACCGAGAUGAAAUUGGCAACAUAUCCACCAGUCAUCUCCUCAUCCUGGAUGACUCUGUGGAAAUGGAGAUCCGCCCUCGCUUCCCCCUAUUUGGUGGUUGGAAGACACAUUACAUCAUUGGUUAUAACCUGCCUAGCUAUGAAUACCUCUUUAAUCUUGGUAGGUUUCCUUGUUACGGUAGUGGCAUCUGGAAUAUAAUUUGAGCAACUGGAAUACAAAGCUAUUCACUGUCUGCAGUUCUACGCAGAAUGGCAUAUUUGGAAUUCCAAAGAUUCUUAGUUUUAUUAUUUGUGCAUGUGUGCUCAGAAACCAGGUGCUGUACUGUUAAAGUGCAUCUCAGUACUUGAUUAUAUGAAUUUAAAUGAUGCCAUGCAUGGUUAGAAGCUCCUUCAGGUUUGCUCUCAGGCACACCUCCCCCCACCUCCUACUCUCCUGACACCAUUCUGUUCCUUUCCCAAAACAUACAAAAUGAUAUACAGUGUGGUCAAUGGGGGAUAUCCAGCUAAGCUGUACUAAGCUUUGUGCUCUGCACAGCUUAUGCUGGGUGCACAAUUCAAUGUGUUAUCACAGUAAUAGUGUGGAUAUUGCCUAACUUUACUGCAAGUAAGCAACCUGCAGCUAAAACAAGUUGUUGUGGAGCUUAAUGGGGGGGGGGGUUUAAGCUCACCUUUAAACUUGUGACUGUUUUACCCAACAGGGCUUUCAUAGCUGGUAUCCUGAUGCAUAGAAAAAAUCAUAGUAUCCUCUUGGCUUUUGUUUCCCAGGUGAUCAGUAUGCCCUGAAGAUGAGAUUUGUUGACCAUGUGUUUGAUGAGCAAGUUACAGACUCACUAACUGUAAAGAUAAUCCUUCCAGAAGGUGCCAAGUAAGUAAUAAUAUGGUUGAGAUCAAGGCACUUAGGUGUCAGCCAUAAAACAUAAGGCCUGCUUUGUGUAUUAUUCCCCUUAUGGUGAAGCAAGAAUGGGCAGCAUUUAUGUCCCUGUCGCAAUUCCACAUACCCCUGCCCUGUAUUAUGACAGUGUGUGGAGCAUGGUUGUCUGCAAAGGAACUCUUAUGUUUGAGCAGCUGCUUGUGCACGGGGACACCACUCAAUCAGGAUACCAACACCGCCAGGCAUCCCAAUUACAUGCAGCCUCUGUGUGUGAGCGGCAGCUCAUGUGUACACCUUUACUUGCAAAGGACCAUGCCCAAGCCAUGGACAUCGGAGGGCGGGGACUAAUCCAGGGCUACUUUCUCUCCACCCCCCAACAACAACCAGGUUAGGUUUUUCCUGGGACAGCUAACAGUAUUGUAUACACCUGUUUGCAGGAAUAUCCAUGUGGAUAGUCCAUAUGACAUCAGCCGGGCACCUGAUGAACUUCACUACACCUAUUUGGACACCUUUGGCCGUCCAGUCAUAGUUGCGCACAAGAACAACCUAGUUGAGCAGCACAUCCAGGAUAUUGUGGUAAGCAUAAGCCCUUUGCUUAGAUAGCAUAAAUAAUGAGAAGUACCACACUCAUCUUUGCAGCCCAGAUUGCUCUACAGCAAGUGACAUGGCUGCAUAAGCAACAGACCACGUUCAUAGAUCAGUGAAAAGAUGGAGCUUCACUCUUGAGUUCUGAUCUGCAUCUUAAAUGUGCAAGUAUCUCAUUGUUCUUACGUAUAGGAAUGUAAGGUGGGUAGCAUGUCAUCUUGACUAAUGGAAGUUUAUGCUCUUCUCACUGCUUGCCCUGCUCUUCCUAGGUGCACUAUAAUUUUAACAAGAUCCUGAUGCUGCAAGAACCUCUCCUGGUAGUUGGAGCCUUCUACAUCCUGUUCUUUACAGUGAUCCUCUACGUGAGGCUGGACUUCUCUAUCACUAAGGUACUGCAAUAGAGGCACGAUGAAACAGGGAGGAUGUGGCAGGAAUACAUUACUUGAAAUACAUUAAUUCUUUGAGUCAAUAAAUGAGCAUGUUGUGUUAGGGCUUACCUUUUUCAAAGCACUGCUAAGAUCCAAACUGGCCAAAAUUCUUCAUCUAUUAAUUUUCACGGAAUGAAGUAGAUUUUUAAAAUGGCGUUUUGGUCCAUGUUUUAAUUAAUUUUGAUUCAGUCACGAUGGCUUGCACAGUGGAUAACAUUGUUUUCUUAUCGCAUACAAGUCUAUUUGAAGCAAAUGGAACUCCUCAGUGUUUCUUGUUUUUGCACUUUGCUGCAAACAAUUAUUUUGGUAAAGUCUGUCUGAUGAAUUUAGCCAGUGUAGUGAAUAAGCAACAGAAUUGUGAACUAGGAACGCCUUUGGUUUAGAUUUUGUCUUCUCCCUUUCGACUCUCUAGAUAGACUUUAGGUAUGCCAGUCUCUCUGCCUCGGUCUUUUAUUUCCAAGGUGGAGGUUAUGCUGACAGAUCUUAUAGGGUUGUUGUAAGGACUACAGAGAGAGCACACAAAACACUUUCUGGACACUUAGAAUGCACCGUAUACUGUAACAAGUAUUUAAGCCAUUGUGCUUUUGCAGGACCCAGCAGCAGAAGCUAGGAUGAAAGUUGCCUGCAUCACAGAGCAAGUUCUCACCUUGGUGAAUAAGAGACUACGUCUGUACCGCCAUUUUGAUGAAGCUGUGAAUAAGUAUAAGCAGUCACGGGAUAUUUCAAACCUAAACAGUGGCAAAAAAUCACUGGAGACUGAACAUAAGGCCUUAACCAACGAAAUAGCUUCAUUGCAGUCCAAGCUGAAGACAGAAGGCUCUGACUUGUGUGACAAAGUAAGAAUCCGUUGGCCUCCUUAGUGUGUAUUGUUACUGUACUGCCUUUAUUCUAAACUGCCUUUUCUCUUGUCAUUCCCAAGGCAGAUAUUUUCCGCACACUUUAAAUAAAUUCUUUUUUGUUGCCUUCGUUCUGUGUUUACACUGUAUCAUGAUGAUUCCAGAAUAAUACUGCUAAAGUUGAGAUUUCUAGGUUCCUUGAUAGUUUUAUUUCCAAGCAUUCCUCCAUAAGGCUGGAGAGCCCUGGGGGAAUUUCCCCGUUUUCAUUCUGCCAUGGCUUUAAAUAUUGCGCUACCUGUAUAAAAUAUCUAAACCAGGACUGUCGACUAUCCCCGCUUGAUGAGAUGCAUUGGCCAGGGUCCUCCACCACAUUCAGCCAAGCCCUUCUCUCAGUGAGUAGGCCCUGAAGGUAGCAAGUUUGCUCCAAAUGUUUUAAUGUUGUGUGGGGAAUACAUCAAGCCCCUCUGGGUGCAUUAAGCCUUCUGGCUACCACUUACCUAACAUGCCUACUGCUUUGAAAUGGAAUGUUUUUUGAAAGCUGCUGCUCAACAUUGGUGAGCGAAGCCUAAGGCAUCCUGACUUCCCGAUUUUAAGUUGUAUUAAUCCUUAGGCACAAAUGUGGUCCACGUGUCAUUCUCUUAGCAGACUGCUUCUACUCUGCUUUGAGUGAAACUUUCACCCACAAUAGGAGAUGCAUUCAGUGGAUCUCCCUGGAACUGUUGGUGAAUAUAUCUAUCUUGAAGAUGGUCACUUUUGCCAGGAUGUCAAUGCAUAAUUUGCAACGGAAGGGCUGUUAAUGCAUUCUGUUCAUUAAUACUCAGCUGCAGUUAGCUGAAAGCUCCCUUGGUAACUGGGAGGAGGGCUGAGUGGAGCGGCUGUGCACACACACUGUAGCUGUUAUCUCUACAUAUUCCUCUGCUGAUGUUUUGCUAUAAAAUGGAAGGAAGGUUAGAAGGCAUUUCAUUUCUCAAAAACAAAGUAUGAAUGAAAUGUUGCAUAAUCAAGUGCUCUUACUAUCAUGGAACCAGCACUGACAUGUUUGUUGCAGUAAGUGUCCAUAUUCAGAACCAUUAAAUGUAAAGUUUAAAUGGGUGUAGCUUCAAACAUAUCAUUGUAUAGUUUGCCAUAUACAGUCGUACCUUCGUUUUCGAACAGCUUAGUUCUCGAGCCCUGCAAAAACCUGGAAGUGACCAUUCCUGUUUGCAAACUAUUUUUGGAAGCCAAACAUCCGACGGGGUUUCUGCGGCUUCCACGCAUUGGUUUUCAAAUGUUUUGAAAGUCAAAUGGACUUCCAGAAUGGAUUCUGUUCAACUUCAAAAGUACGACUGUAAUUGUUUGCUUAGACCCUGUAAAUCUACUACUUCUAGGGUGACCGUAAAAAUAAAAUGAAAGCACCCUAUUACUGUUGCUUUGUAUGGCUAUGGUGUUGUCCAGUCACCUAAUGUUUUGUCCCAAAUUUCUUCCAAGGUUAGUGAAAUUCAGAAACUUGACAGCCAAGUAAAGGAGCUGGUCCUGAAAUCUUCUGUGGAGGCUGAGCGGCUGGUUGUCGGCAAGCUUAAGAAGGAUACAUACAUCGAGAAUGAGAAGAUGCAUUCUAACAAGCGUCAGGAGCUGAUCACCAAAAUCGACAACAUCCUUGAUGCGCUAUAAGUUAGAAGUAAAAAGUUUGGGAAAGAGCUAAAAGGGGUGGAAGAAGGUUCAAUGAGCAUACUGAGCCACACCAAGUUGGGGAAUGGGGGGGGGGAGAGGUGUGUCUAGCCUACAAAACUGCAGCAAGGAAAAAGUUUUUGGAAAUCGCCUCCAAAAUGUGGUAUUAGUCACUUUUAGGACCUGUUUGCUCUGUGAUACACCUACUAUACAGAAGAGGUGUAUUUAUACCAUGCCUUGGACUUAAAUGAAACCAUAGUCCUCAAAGUGUUACUAGCACGACUUCAAAGUCUGCUGAGAGGCCCCCUAAUUUUCAGUAGGGAAGCAUGCACACAGGUCCUGUACUGGCACUGAAUGUCUCAGAGAGUAAAUACAACUGUUUUAUUCAAAGGUUUGGUACCAAAUCUUUCCUUCUGUCCUCCACCUUUGAAUUUAUACUUUUUUAUAUUUUGGAGAUGGGGAUACAGAUAAGUAACUUGAACAAAGGAUUUUUUUUUUAACUAUUUGUCGCACUAAAUGAGAUUCUUGUCCCUGAACUUUCUGAGCCUCUUUUGAAAUUCAGUUUUGGGGUAGAGUCCAGGGAAAGAGAAGGGAGCGGGUGAGGUUCAUUUGCUUAGAAGCCUGUGCUUUUCCUCAGACGGUUUGUUUCUUUAAAAAAAAAUUGUAGGGAAGAUCAAACUGAAAUAAAGAUGUAUGGAUCUUCUGCCUCUA
Podarcis lilfordi (Lilford's wall lizard) is the source of this 13529-nucleotide messenger RNA. NCBI's taxonomy places the organism in Eukaryota, Metazoa, Chordata, Lepidosauria, Squamata, Lacertidae. The record is from the annotation of a GenBank genome assembly.